UUGUACUACUAGAUCGUUGAGAUUCUACAGUCGUUCGAGGAAACAAAUCACGUCGAAGGCCGUGCACGCGGGCAACGCGGGACGUACGCGGCGCCGGCUGCUGCUGAUGCUUUAAAACGAAAAGCGAACCGACCGUUCCACGUCCUUGCGACACUUUUAGUACGAUUUUCACGCGGCGAACUGUGAUUCAGGGACGGGCAUCGGGCCGAUCUUGCCGAGUAACGUGAUACCUUUUGGUCAUCCAACGAACCGGGUCGUCGACACGGCGGACAUGGGAUCCUUGGUCGUUGGAAUAACUUCGUGAUUGCUUCGCCAGACAAUCGGACGAUGCAAUAUGCAACAGCAUGCACACGAUGCAACGUGCCGCGGCUAACGACCGGCCGGAUCGUUGCUCCAACCAGGAAACGAAACGAACCAGCACGGAAUUGCACGUUUUCUCGCGAUCCUGGCCGCAGAAAGUGUGUCACCCCUUAAAUGGGAAAAGUACAAUGGCCGUUAAUUCAGCGGACGCUUGUUAACGCCGAGCGUUGCAGAUAUCCAACUUGAUGCACUUUUUCGUGAACAUUAAUUAUAGCGAUACAAUUUCAAAUAUUUCUUGUGAUUUUUCAUAUUUCACUUUUCAUUUAGAAUAUUUUUUAUGCUCGCUGCUUUGGAUCGUUUCCAGAUCUAAAGCGCCGGUGAUUUGGAACGAAGCAUACGAUACUCGUAUGCAUGCACGAAUUUCGCGUUGCAUCGCAGUGCAUUCUAAGCGGAAUCGGGAGAGGUGCAGGCGACAGUGCACUUUCUCCUCGGUAAAAGUAAAAGUUUCGUCAGAGCAACCACGAUGACACGGUGUAGCAACGAGUUUAGCGAACUGGAGAACCGUGGCUUUCUAUUAUUGCAAGACCCGUCAACCUGUCCCGUAGCUCUUCAUUAAACCCGUAAAAUCGACCAGGCUUCCUCAAUUAUACUAAAGCGAAUCUGCAUCAGAGAAGCGUUUGUUGAAAGAUAAAUAGCUCAGGAACAAUUGUCUUUUAGUUUGCACAGAUAUCUCUAUACACUGGACAGAUAAUGAAAAAUCUGCCACCAAUAUUCUAAAGAGAACGAUGAUGAUGUUCCAAGAAAUCUACGGACAAAGGAGCACGCGUUGGACCUGAUAGCGCAGAUACAUCGGUCAGCAGCGAAUUAAAGGAACACGCUGUCUACUCGUCACUGAUGAUGCACUCUGUACGAUGUUACAACCGAGUCGCACACGGCGCCGGGGAAAGUAAAUGGCGAAUAAAUUCUACCCCCCCUAUGGAUGGAUACGAGAAACGAGACAGGUCGAUACAAUAGAUGCACCGUCAAUACAUGCACAUACCAAAUACCUAUGCAGAUUUCUCAUUGCUAUCCUUCGUUACCAGGGAAACUUAAUUUCGUCCUAUCAUAUCUUCGUCCUAUCUGUAUGCCCUACACGUGUUCUUGACAUCGACUGGUUACAUAUCGCGCCAAUGAUGAAGCCGGAAGAAGAUGAUGCGAGUUUUGGCAACGAGCCAAAAAAAAGUUCCGUCGACGCAACUUUCAUUGCAACGAUGUCGACGUAAAACGAUCUUUCUAAAUGCCAUCGGCCUUGUCCUUGACAUCGACCGCAGCGUCCCGACGCUACGCAGCCCAUGAUUGCAUCAGAAUGUUCGGUGCAAGGAAUACACUUGGGAAGUAUGCCGUUAACGGUUGAAGCGAAGAAGCGGGGCAAAGAGUGAUAUAAUGUU
Messenger RNA from Osmia bicornis bicornis, 1727 nucleotides. RefSeq lists its product as uncharacterized. The record is from RefSeq and is a predicted model, not a curated record. The transcript has 7 exons. NCBI's taxonomy places the organism in Eukaryota, Metazoa, Arthropoda, Insecta, Hymenoptera, Megachilidae. The coding region runs from base 1251 to 1562 and encodes 103 amino acids.